UCAUUUCCGUUAGCUUGAUGUUUAUGUAGCUGAAUGUUUGCUAGCGGUAGUCAAUCUUUGUCUAAAGUCAAACAGGUUAUCCAACGCCAGUGUCAGAAACUCGUAUCGCGGCCAAAUUGAUGUCACAGGGAAGCUUUGACUGAGCCGUAGGCGUUAUUUUUUAAAAUAAUUUUAGUUAAGUUCAAGCUUAACAUCGAGACAUUGUUUCGUUAGAGGCAGUGAUGGCUAGCGGUGGACUGAGUUCAGGUUUGUUUUCGCUCAGACCGAAACCUCUCAACGCGAUAGUCGAACCUGGUUCACUGUGAGUGCUCCAUCUUUGAGGCUCACAAGUACCGACACCUAGCUGCCAAAAACAACUUGUUUUCCGCCGCAAGUCUUUCUCUGUGCCUAUGCCCACCAUGGAGACCGCCGAGGUGACUUUGGCUGUCAGAGGAGAAACAUCCCCAGGUGAAGUGAUUGCAGUUACUGGCAGCUGUGAAACCCUAGGAAGCUGGAGCCAUCAGAAAGCUGUGAUCUUACAUCCUGAUGGAAAUGAUGGAAAUACCUGGACUAGAACCAUCACUAUACCUAAGGGAAUUGUUUCCAGGUACCGCUAUUUCAAAGGCUUCUUUCUGGAGUCAAAGAAUGCAGAUGGUCCCUGUCAAGUGGUAGUCAAUAUGUGGGAGACCCAUCAUCAACCCCGCACGAUGAGCCCCACAGCAUCACAUCUGAAUAUUGACGAUGGAGAAUUUGGAGUUCACAAUGGGAUGAAUUGUGUUGACUCUGGGUGGCUGACGUGCCAGACGGAGAUUCGCCUGCGUCUGCACUAUUCUAAAAUGUCUCCGGUUUCCAUCACUAAGAAGAAAUUCAAGAAGUCUCGCUUCAGGAUCAAGCUAACAUUAGAGGGCAUUGAGGAGGAGGAAGACGACGAGGAUAAUGAGCUCAGUCCUUCAUCUUGGCACAAGAUGACCAGCACUCUGGAGACCAGUAUGAUCAGUGCCAAUGGCUAUAAGUCGCGCCACUCACAGCCUGAAUGUGGGUAUGCUCUGGAGCCCUCGCAGUGGACUGAGUACAGUAUCCACACUAUGGACCCAGACAACCUAGAGCUCACCUUCGAGUUCUUUGAGGAGGAUAUGAGUGAGCAUGUAGUCCACGGGGACACUCAUCCUGGUCACGUUGGCACGGCUUGCCUCCUCUCUUCCUCUUUUCUGGAGAACGGCAAGGACACCGGAGUAGCCACGCUUCCCAUAAUGGGUCGAAAUUCCCGACAGACCAUCGGGAAAGUCAGAGUGGACUACCUGGUGAUCCGGCCCAUCCAGGGGCUGCAGUGUGACAUGAGCUCCUCGUUCACCAAGUACUGGAAGAAAAGAAGCACCCUGGAUGUGGGCCAUAGAGGAGCUGGUAGCACACAUGCAGCCAAGCACCACAGAGUCAGGGAAAACACCAUAGCCUCUUUCAAAAGUGCUGCCAAGCAUGGUGCAGCCUACAUAGAGUUUGAUGUUCACCUCUCCAAAGAUGCUGUUCCCAUUGUUUACCAUGAUCUCACGUGCUGCAUAUCCACCAAGAAGAAAAAUGACAAUACUUCUCUGGAGCUUAUUGAGGUGCCAGUCAAAGACUUGACAUAUGACCAGCUGCAGCUUCUGAAGCUGGCCCACGCCACUGCGAUGAAAGGAAGCGAUCACAAAGAUCUGCUGGACGAUGAAGAAGAAAUUGAUGAGCAUCAGCCAUUCCCCUCACUGUCACAGAUCUUCCAGGCUAUUCCUGAGCAUGUGGGCUUCAACAUCGAGCUCAAAUGGAUUUGCCAGAUGAAGGACGGGUCAUGGGACGGCAACCUAUCAUCCUACUUCAACAUGAACACCUUCCUCGACAUCGUCCUGUCCUGUGUUCUGCAGAAAGGCGGCAAAAGACGCAUUGUCUUCUCCUGUUUUGACCCAGAUAUCUGCACCAUGGUGCGUCAGAAGCAGAACAAGUACCCCAUCCUCUUCCUGACUCAGGGAAUUUCUGACAGGUAUCCUGAACUUAUGGACAUCCGCUGCCAGACAACUCAGAUCGCCAUGAGUUUUGCCCAGAGCGAGAACAUUCUGGGAAUCAGCGCCCACACUGAGGAGCUGCUAAAGCACCUUAGCUACAUCGGAGAGGCCCAGGCUAAAGGUCUGGUGGUGUUCAGCUGGGGAGAUGACAACAACGACCAUCAGACCAGGAGGAAGCUGAGAGAACAGGGAAUCGAUGGGCUCAUCUACGAUAGAAUCUGUGAGGACCAAGGAGAGCAGCCAAACAUCUUCCAGGUAGAGGAACAACACUCCCUGCGGGAGGUUAUUACAGAGGAGACCUUAAAGAGCUCCACCUGUUCCUGCUACUCCAUUCCCUGCUCCAUGGCUCCCUGCAUCGACUCCAAGGCCCGCGCUGGCAGCGCCGAGUCCGAUUCUGGCCUGAGCUCCUCUUAAAAUCUUCCCUCAACUUCAACCUUCCAAUGGACCUCACUGCACAGACAUACUCAAGAGGGCCAAGGUCGGGGUGGGAUGAUGAAACAAAAAACAUGUACUCGCUAAAAAAUGGCAGAUCAGAUUCAUGUAUAUAAUGAUCCAAAAAGUGAUUGAAGAUUGUGACAAGAUUUGACAUUCUCUCCAUCCUUCAUGCAUGGUCACAGUAGUAAAACCAUCUGCACUCCACUGUACUCAUUGACAGAUGUUGUCUUGUAUCUUUAAAAGUUUUAUUUAUGCUGACAAGGGUGCUUUGCCAAAACAUUAAGGCAGCCAUACAAAUGUUUUGUUUUUGUGUGAUUGACAAAGACAUGUCUUGGAAAUCCAAAACAUCUAUUCAGAGAGCUUCAUAAUAGUGCAAGGAUGUCAAAUUGAGAAAUCUUAACUUCACAGUAGAUAUUUAUUUGGCCAAUAUGUCGUAUUUCUUCAUAGUGUAAGUGCUAAAAAUGUAAUGCAUGUGAUAUUUUACGGGUGUAAAUGUGUAAAAUAAAUUGUAAACUAAAUCAUCAGGUUUAUGAUAAAUCCAGGAUGAUCAACUGCUGUUUUUUUUUUUUUUUCUGUUUCUGCUAUCAUGUCUAUUCGUGCAUGUUGCCAUUAACUUCAAUGUUCUUUUCAUUGUCUCAAAUAGCUAUGAGUAAUAACUACUGAUAACUAUUUCAGAAAUGUAAAGCACAGAAACAACUGGAGGGUCUGUAGCACAUCCAUUUUUGGGUUACAUUUACAUAUCUACAAGAAAUAUGCAUUCAUUAGAUGAAUGCCUACCUCUUGGCGGAUAGACUACAGCACCUAGAAGAUGCCCAUACGAUUGAUGAGUUUCCUGUUGAAUGGACUGUUGAAAGCACUUGCUCCUGCGUUCUGUACCUUUUAUUCCUACUUUAUUCACCAUUGAUGAUUAAUAGCUGUUAUUGUUUAAGCAUAUACUGUAUGUAUUCUUUUUAUCUACCUGAUUUAAGGAGAAGCAGAAGAAUGUUUUAUUUGUGACAGUGCACAUGCUUACCGCAGCCUUAAGGACAGGGAAAUCAUGUCUUUUUUCCUUUUUCUGCCUUUUCUUUCAAUAUCACCAGUACCUCACUCAUCAUCUAUAAGAAUAGACUUGAUUUCUGUACAGAAUCAACAAAUACUUUCCUAUUUAACUUCACAACAUCCAUACUUCUCUAUCUGCUGUAUGGCAGAUUAUCUUAAGAUACACUUGAAACGAUCCAGCAUUUUAGUAUUAAAAUAGUGUAUUAGUAAAAAUUGAUUGAUAAUGCUGCAUUUUGAACACAACAAAGUAAACUCAUGUACAGUAUGUACUGUCUGUAUAAUAGGUUUCAUUGCACAAUCUAUAACUACAAAUCCUGAUGAUUGAGUCAUGCAUGGUCUGUAUAUCUGUGUGUGUGAAUAACAAGGGAGAAUGGAUGACUCCGGUGUUUAAUAUCAACCACCACUUCAGGACCGUGUAAAUGGAAAUGUAAAUAAAAUCAAAACAUGUAUUUGCUUA
Thunnus maccoyii (southern bluefin tuna) is the source of this 3939-nucleotide messenger RNA. It is a transcript of the gene gpcpd1, whose product is annotated as glycerophosphocholine phosphodiesterase 1. Bases 390 to 2423 code for a protein of 677 amino acids. The record is from RefSeq and is a predicted model, not a curated record. Gene Ontology annotation, biological process: glycerophospholipid catabolic process. Gene Ontology annotation, molecular function: glycerophosphocholine phosphodiesterase activity; starch binding. The transcript is spliced from 20 exons. Lineage: Eukaryota; Metazoa; Chordata; Actinopteri; Scombriformes; Scombridae.